AUGCCGAAGGGAACACAUCUGCCUGGACAUCUGGACUCGUUCCGGCAGACUCUACGACCGAAGCAUCAGCUUCUCGUCCUGAAAUGUUACCCACGCUUGCCGAAGAACAGCGCGGCCGACGUCAAACCGAACGGCAGCGAGCUCAGCUAUCUCCUCUACUACGCCAGCACGCGGCGCAGUAAACUACACAAAGUCGGCAGCUUCCUGGAGCGCAAGACCGCGUCUGAUGUGUACAAAGCACAGAGCGCGCGGGUCCUGGUCACGCUACAAAUAUUGACUACGCUGCUGGAGAACAAGGCAGUUGGUGGAGGGAGCGGUUUUGCGCUUAUCGCGCCAUACGUGUUGCGGAUUAUCAGGGAGAUAUUGCAGAGCACGAACGACAUCAGCUUGAUUGAGGCGAGUCUGACUACUUGGGCCGUUUUCUGCCGGGACCAGGAUCAGGCAACACUGAACGCGGAUCACGAGUAUCGCGAGCUCUACGAGGAAGUUGUGAAGCGCUACGCGAGUCUGGCGCGGAAAGAUGGAGCGAAGAAGCUGGGACGGAGUGCGCAGGCAGUUGCUGUCCAAGAUGCUAUACGGCUACGGGAGGCUGGACUGAGCGCGAUGAAGAGCAUAUUACUUUCUGAUGCGUUAAGCGAGAAUGGGAAAUUGCUGGAUCUUGUCGUGCCGACUAUCCUCACCAAUGUGCAUGGGGAGGAUGAAGCGUACUUGACGAAUCUCCAGCGACAGAGCCAGCAAAAUGAGGCGGAUGAGAAAGACAGAGCCGUUGCCCGUAGGAUGAGCAUGGCCACCGUCCGGACUUAUACAAACGCCACCGCAGAUUCUUUUGACGCUGAUCCGAGACAAGCAGAGGGCACAGUGCAGGAUGCGGAUGCGCUGGCUGAGGAGGAGGCAGCUGUAUUGGCACUGGACUGUUUGCGCGCUGUUUUCGCGACCGAGAAUCGACAGCAGAUACGAGCAGCGGCGAGCGCGGUGCUGCGGUACUUGAGUGGCAUACCAUCGCCUAAAAUACCGUCAAAGCCAUCAGAGAAGGACUUUGUCUCCAACAGCUGGGCGACGAAGCUGUUCGAGAUCUGCACGGCGUGGACACCCGUUCAAGAGCGCUUCAUUCUUAUCGUCACGGCCGUCGAGACUCUGGUGCGAUUACCGCUCAAGGAGUCUGACCUACAGCAGCAUCUUCUCUACACCGACAUUGUGGGCAACAUCCUUCGAUCCGACCUCAAUCUCAUUGGGUUGUCCGUCAUGGACGUCCUCCUCAGCCUAAUACAGCAAAUCCUUCGAGUACUCCAGCUCAAUGGCCCACGUGUGUCUGGCCGGAGUUCAGCGGCUCAACUAUUCUCCAGCGACGAAGAGAUCAAACACCCUGCUUCACCCACCUCGGUACAGCCAGAGAAUGACUUGCCGUCAGAAGCACGAAUACGACUCACAGAGCGAUUGAAGCACUGCAUAUCAGAUCUUGCCACGCAUGUGUAUUACACUGACCAGGUCUCUGAUAUGCUGGCAGCAUUGCUGAUGCGCCUCAAGCCAACUCCUGCAUCAGCAGGCCACCAAAAUGCCACUGUCACCGCUGCUGCGAUCGAAGAGCCAAAAGCUGCUGUUGCAGAGGUUGCUUCGAACGUUAGCCUGCCAGCCCGCGAAAGAUCGAAUAGCGCAGCGUCUGCCUACUUCACGUUCGACACAGCGCGGCAGAUUGCGCUCGAAGCUGCGAGAGACAUGCUUCUCGUAGCCAACUCUGCGCAGUCUAUCGCCACAGGCGGCGUUGCCGAUUCAAGAAACAAAGUGUCGUUUCCAGUUUGGGAAGGCACACAAUGGCUUCUCCGCGACCCUACCUUUGCUGUAAGGAAAGCCUACAUCGAGGCUCUGACCACAUGGUUGCAGCUGGAGAUGAAACCAAGCGACGCUCGCGUCAAAGAGCCGAAGGACAAGACGAAGGUGAAAGCGGAUGGCUCUGUUGCAAGACGAGCCGUGAGCAGCGCCAGCCAUAAAAAGAAGCAGAGCAAGAAAGCGACAAACACAUUCCUGCAGCUGUUGCAUCUUAGCAUCUACGAGCACGCGCUGUCGUCCGCAACUUCUCAAGUCGAUGGCGAUAGAGAGUUCUUGUUCUUGCACCACUUGCUUGUGACGCUUGUUCAAAAGCUGGGCGUCAAUUCUGUUGCGAGUGGACUUCCGAUGAUACUUGCGCUGCAAGACGAGAUGGGCAACACCGAAAACAUCGGCGCGAAAGCUAGGAUUGGAAGUCUGGUACAUGGCUACCUGUGGACGCUGUCCGAAGUCUUCGAAUUCGACGCUUCGUUCGUUGGACAGGAGAUCUUCAGUGAAGUGAGGAGACGACGGGAUGCUGGAAUUUGGCUCAAAGACCUCAGCGUACCGCCCAAGCCACUGGAGCAGGCGGCGCUCGUGUCAACAUCGAAAAGCAGUCGUGGCCAGACUGCAGACUUGCAGCCGUUUGAGAGUCGACAAGCACUCGUCGACCGCAUCGCCGACUCCUACUCGUCUGCCUUCGCUUCGCCUCCGACAUCAGCACCUGGCUCUCCUGGCCGCAGCCCUGGACGCAACAGCUCGAUUGCAGUAGCGAGCCUCGACCGGACAGCAAGCAACUAUCUCAGCGCCAAACAACCGCCAGAUCCAUCCGCCGCUCUUCCGGACAAAGUCAAGGAAGCCAUGCUCGAGAAGUGGACAAGAGAAAGCUGUCUGGCCGCCAUCGCCGCCGCAGCUCCAAAAUCUGUCAGCGUCAGUGCGAGCAGGAGCUCGCCGUCACACGCGCUCGCGGCGGGCAACCAUCGCCAGCUGCUCGCUGCCGUCAAUGGGCCGAGUCCUGUUAGGAACAACAGCGUCCCGAAGAACCUUUCAUCUGCCGGCAACGGCACUCCUCCCUCGCAGAAGCAACAGAACCUCGGUGCGCGCCUGCACUCGCAGAGUCCCCAUCGCCAACGAAGCGGUAGUGUGGAUGACACCGGCGCACCCAACAGCUCAGCCGGCCACAGAGGCACGGUUCGUGUUGACGAUCUCAAGCGCGUGCUCGCCGGCGGUGCCUUCUCCACAGGCCUUCUCGGUGCCUUCCCCGGCCAAGGAGCCGAAGAUACCGCCAGCGAAAGUCUCGUCGACGUCGAAGGCGAAGACCUAGCCAGCGAGAAUGGUGCGGGCUUCGAGACACCUCCUCAGUCGCAAUUUGAGGCCGCCGCCGCUUUUGGCAGACCACCCGCCAUCAUCGAAGAAGCACCAACACCGAUGAACACCACAAACGACCUUUCUUCGGAAGCCCCGCCUGUGCUGUCGCUGUCGCAAGGUGCUGUAACGAAUGGCAAACUACCUUACGGUAGCAGCCAACCCGGAGCUGCGCACGUGAAUGUCACGAACGGGCCUGUGCCGACGAAGCCGCCACCUUCUCGCGGCGGUGCGAGCGUGAAAAGCAAUAGAGGCGGGCAUAGCAGGAAGGACCUUACCGCUUUGCUUGCUGGUAUUGGGACCGGGGAUGGUGCUGAGAAGGAGAAAGGGGCUUUUACUGGGCUGGAGGCGCCGCCGUACUAG
Messenger RNA from Saxophila tyrrhenica, 3528 nucleotides. It is a transcript of the gene EFR3, whose product is annotated as plasma membrane localization protein. The transcript has a single exon. Gene Ontology annotation, biological process: protein localization to plasma membrane. Gene Ontology annotation, cellular component: plasma membrane. The coding region runs from base 1 to 3528 and encodes 1175 amino acids. The record is from RefSeq and is a predicted model, not a curated record. Lineage: Eukaryota; Fungi; Ascomycota; Dothideomycetes; Mycosphaerellales; Extremaceae.